ACGGUUGCCAUGGAAAUUAUUUCCAUCACAGAGCGACGAGCCAAGUUUUGGUUGACGAGUUUAGCUCGUUAAAUGGCAUUAUUAGCUAAGGUUAUGAUAGUGUAAUAGUUAGAUAUUUGAUCGCUACGUGUAGUCAUGACUGUGACGUAUGAAGACUGAUAGGCCACGCGGAACUAACUGUCGAGUGCUAAAAAGCUAAAGCUUCUGUAUUAUGGUGUAUCCCAGUUCAGCCAUGCAGUCAGACGGGGACAGUGGACUGGUAGACCUGGAGGCCCAGUUGACCAGUAAAGAGAGGGAGUGGAAGGAGCUCCUGGCUGCAAGGGUUCAUCAACUGGAGAGUUCCCUCCAACAGGCCCAGGAGGAGUACUCCUCCCUCAGAGAACGUUACCAGCAACUGAGGGAAGAUUUCCAGUUCAACCUGGCCAUCCUGGAUGAAAGAGACAGAGAGCUAGAGAGAUAUGAUGUCAUAACUGCGAGAGCUCUGACUGUGGAACACAACAGGCAGGGGGAGCUGAACCAGCUCUGUAUGCAGGUUGCUCAGCUGGAGAGGCAGAGAGCCAGAGAAACUCAGGAGAGGCAGGACGAGCUCAGGCUGCAGCUGGACACGCUCAAGAGGUCACCCCAUACACACCAUGUGGACACCCAACUCAACACAACCAUGAGGAUAAUCACCGGGACAAUCCGCUCAACACCACUCCCCUGGCUCCCCAUCCUAUCAAACAUAGCCCCUCCACACAUCCGGCAGGCUGCCUGGGUGCUUUGCAAACAUAACCGGCCUUUCACGGAAAGUGAGGUUUUAAAGGAGUGCAUGGUCACCGUUCUGGAGGAACUUGCCCCCGACAAAUCCAUGGACAGAGUUAUUGCAUCUGUCAAACAAAUACCUCUCUCUGCUUCAACUGCUGCACGUCGUGUACACGUCUUGGCAGAGCAUGUCCAGCAAGCUGUCAUUGACGGGAUCAAGGAAGCCAAAUACAUUUCGCUGGCUAUUGAUGAGUCCACUGACAACACGGAUAUUUCACAGUUGUGCGUUUUUGUCAGAUACUUUGAUGGCAAAGAUUUCCGAGAGGAGCUGCUGGCAUUGCUUCCGCUGGAGGACAACACCACUGCUGACAUCAUCUUUGGAAAACUGGAGGAUUUUUUUAAAAGCCAUGGAUUGUCCCUGGAUAAAAUCAACCUGACAGUGACAGAUGGUGCACCUGCCAUGAUUGGCAAAAACAAGGGUCUGGUGAGCAGAAUAAAGACUGUCGCUCCUAAAACUAACGCACUUCACUGUAUUAUCCAUCAAAGCGUGCUGUGCGCAAAGCUAAGCGGGGAGCUCAAAGAGGUGAUGGAGAAAACAAUGAAAAUUAUUAACCACAUCAGAGGAAAUUCAAGCACGCAGCACCGCCUGUUCCGCAAAUUUGUGCUCGAAUCCCAGGCUUCUCAUGAUGACCUGUUACUCCACAAUGACGUGCGCUGGCUCAGUAAGGGCAAAGCACUGGAGCGCUUCGUUGAACUCCGUGCCCAAGUAGUGGAUUUUUUGAAACAAAGUAAAUCAAAAGCGGCAGCUGACCAUCUCCGCAUCAUGCAAGACAGAGAAUACAUGUGCAACGUUGCGUUUUUAACAGACAUUUUCUCCCAUUUGAAUACACUUAAUCUCCAGCUGCAAGGAAAAGAAAAAUCAGUGGUGGAUUUGGUGGAAAAACUUGAUGCCUUUGGGAACAAAGUUGAUCUGUUCCACGCAGAUUUGUUGUCAGGGAGGCUGCUGCACUUCAACACACUGAAGACGGUGGGAGAAAGCAACGUAACAGACAAGAUGAAGACAUUCAUCACACAAUUAAAAGACAACUUCUCUGCUAGAUUCGAUGACUUUUUCAUUUCCAGGGAUGUCAUUGGAUUUGUGCGUGACCCAUUCACCAUUAGCCCAAGCGGAGAAUUCUCCACAAACGCGGUGAAAAUGAUGCCGUUGGACGAGGCGGCCAUUCAGAGCGAGCUGGCUGAAAUCCAGGCCGCAGGCGACAUGAAGGCUGCUCUCUGUGGUGCUGAAAGCCUGAGCGCAUUUUGGGUGUCUUGUCCCGAGGACUAUGGCACAUUGAAGACGCUGGCUAUGUAUGUGCUCACCAUGUUCGGUUCAACCUACACCUGCGAGGCUGCGUUCUUCAAGAUGAACUCGAUAAAAACACACGAGAGGAACCGACUGUCAAACCAGUCUUUGGAGGACUGUUUGCGCAUAAGUCUGACAGCGGCCAAGCCUGAUGUGAAAAAGUUGGUGUCAGAGGGGAAAUGUAACUUCAGCCAUUAA
This is a messenger RNA of Epinephelus moara (kelp grouper), 2281 nucleotides long. Its product is annotated as protein FAM200A-like. The coding region runs from base 212 to 2281 and encodes 689 amino acids. The record is from RefSeq and is a predicted model, not a curated record. The transcript is spliced from 6 exons. Lineage: Eukaryota; Metazoa; Chordata; Actinopteri; Perciformes; Serranidae.